AUGAAUUUCACAUUAUCACGUGAUUUUGUGAUCCAUACCCUUAUAAAAAGAUCGCCAUUAAGAGCUUUCGUUGAUGAAGAAACGGCGGAACGUGGCUAUGUAUAUUUUCAUCAGAAGGUGGAUAUUGAAGUGGAUAUGUUAAACCAAAUUAUACAGGGUUAUACUGAAAUAAUCCUCAAACCAAUUCGUUUUGACAUUGAAGUUAUAAGAUUACAUCUCCGACAAUGUUGCGUUAAAGAAAUAAAAAUUAAUGAUUUUCCGGCAAGCUUCCAGAUAAAUGAUUCAGAAGAUUCCGGGAUUGUUGGUGAAUUGAUAGUGUAUAUUCCUGAUGAAAUAACGGAUAUUCCUUUGAUUGAUCAGAACGAAGAAUGGGUAUCUAUUGUAGUUAGAGUUGACUUUUCAUUAGAAAAGCCCAAAGCCGGCAUUCACUUUAAACUUCCCGAUCAAGACAAAGAGGUUUUCAAACCACAAUGGGAUCCAUACAUGUUUACAAUAAAUAGUCCAUCACCUGGGGCAGCAAGAUGUUGGAUUCCUUGUUUAGACCGUAUUCGAGAUCGAUGCACUUGGGAUUUUUUUGUAACCGUGUCAGAUAUCGAAGGGUUCGAUAAGAUAAUGGUGACAGAAUCGCUAAUAGAUUACAACAAAAGAACAUUUCAUUAUAAUUUAUCCGUUGCGACACCAGCUCAGUAUAUUGGAAUUGUUUGUGGUCCAUUCAUUGAUCCAUAUGUAUUGCAUUAUCCUGGUAAUGAGGAACUUCUGCCCAAUCGGCCAAUGAUUGUGGCUUAUAUAUCCGCGGAAUGGGAGAAGUGGUUACUUUCAACAUUAUAUCCUAAUUCCGAUGAACCCACUGAAGAUACUUAUUGGUUACAUAAUGCAAUGGACUAUUUUAUUGAAGGAUAUUCACAAUUUAACUUGCAUCCAGAGUUUGACAAAAAUAAUCCGAAAGUUAAACCUGGAAAAUUUCCAUUUAAACGUUUCCAAAUUGUUUUUGUGGACCAUACAUAUUCGGAUAUAACUGUAUGCGCGGGACUUGUGAUUUGUCGGUUCACAACACGACGACUCUUGAUUAAUGCUAUAGCGCAACAGUGGUUUGGAAUAUUUAUUCCUCCGUAUUCAUGGCGAGAUUAUUGGCUUGCCGUUGGUCUAGCCAAUUUUUUCGCUGAUACGUAUUUUAAAAAAUUAUUUGGAGAAGAAGAAACAAAAUUUUUGCGUAAAAAAGAUAUCGAACUUGUAUGUCAAUUAGAUGUGGGCAAACCGCCUUUAUGUUCAUCAAAUUGGAGUAAACCAUUUGAUUCAAAAGAUCUUGAAUUCGUUUCUCUUAAAUCACCAUUGGUACUUUGGAUGUUAGAUAAACGAUUUCCAUUUCUAGAUUAUCGACGAGGAAUUCUUGGUAUCAUAUAUUUAAUAUUAAAUAAAGCCAAAGAAGAUACCGAUCAAAAUAUUCGACCAGGUUUUUUAUAUACGGAACAAUUUUUGGAACAAUGUAAAGAAGUUAUUCGUCAAGAAUUAAGGAAUGAAAUAACAAAAUUUCAAAAACAAUGGAUAUUUGGGUCGGGUUGUCCUAAAUUUAAAAUUCGAGCGCAUUUCAAUCGUAAAAAAUUAGCGGUGGAAUUUAAAUUUGAACAAGGAAACACUAAUCUUAUUGGGAAAACACAAAAUUCGGAUGGACCGAAGACAACUCAUACUCAACCAGACGGAAUAGAAUAUAUCCAUACAAUAUACUUACAAGGGAAAAAAGAGACACAUUCAUUAAUUUAUCAUACUAAAUAUAAACGUUCAAUGGUAACUGUUAAAUCUCACAUGCAUCGAGAAAAAGGUAAUUUAGAAGCACAUCCUCCAUCUUAUAUUACAGAAGAUGAUCCAGGAGAAUAUCCACUACAAUGGGGAAUGGAUCCUGAAUCUGAAGCUAGUGAUUCAUCGGAAUGGCAAAUUAAUGAAUGGAUUAGUGAAGAACGAGCUAGUAAUGCAAGUUGGAUAGCGAUAAUUGAUUUUGAACAAGUUGAUUAUAUGUGGGCUUCAUUAUUAGAAUCCCAAUCUGAUGUAAUCUCACAUUACCAGGCUAUUCAAGCAUUAUCUCGAGCUCCAUCCAAAGCAUGUUCUACAACUCUUAUGCGUACAGUUCGAGAUUGGAGAUAUCAUUAUAGAAUUAGAAUGGAAGCUGCACUAGCUAUGGCUAAGUGUGCGAAAGAAGAAUUAGAUUAUAUUGGAGCAGAACAAUUAAUGAAAAUUUAUGGAAAAGAUUAUUGUGAUUAUCGUAAUGAAACAAAAUUCUUACCUAAACCAAACGAUUUUAGUGAUUGGGAAGAAUAUUAUAUUCAAAAAGCAAUUCCUUAUGCACUUUCUUGUGUACGAGAACCGACGGGGAAUACUCCAGAAAAUAUAAAGAAAUUUUUACUUGAUCUUUUGAGCUGGAAUGAUAAUUCAAUGAACGAGUAUUCAGAUGAUCAUUUCAUUGCUAAUCUUAUAGAAUCAUUAGGAAAUGCUUUCAUUCCCGAUGAAGAUCAAACCAUAUCCGAUCCAGAUGUUGAAAUCUAUGAUUUAUCAUGUGAUUCGCAGGCAUAUUUGCAAGAAGCGUUAGAAACUUUAGAAAGAUAUUUAACACGUCAUAAACUGUUUAAUUCUUAUCGCGCAUUACUUGUCACAGCAACUAUUAAGGCUAAGAGCAGUUUAAUGUUGACAGCAUUAAAUGCAUUGAUUGAUUUGGAUUUCCAUAAUAAAACGGAAGUAGCCCAAUAUUUUGCAUUUCUUGCUGAAUUCGAUUCCGAUUUAGCAAUUAGACGUUUUCUUCUUAGUAAAUUUGGUGAAGAUAGAGGUCCCCAAUGUUGGGAUUUACCAAAACGAGCUUCUUCACCUCGUUUACUGAAGAUUAUUUACCAUCGCAUAAGGAAUUUAGGUCAUGAAUAA
Molecule: messenger RNA, 2904 nt
Organism: Diversispora eburnea
Lineage: Eukaryota; Fungi; Glomeromycota; Glomeromycetes; Diversisporales; Diversisporaceae
Source: the annotation of a GenBank genome assembly